UUCAUUCCACGAGACUUGGCAGCAGUCGGCAACUCCUGAUUGGCGAAAAAGCUUCCUCCAAUUUUUCGUUUAAAUAGAUUAAAAAAAGAGGUAAUUUUCACUCUCCGGUACCCCGAUAACCGAACAAAAGCCGUAGUCCAGCGAGAUCGACUCCUCAGGAACUCCUUAUUCUCCAAAAAAGAAAUCUCUCCUCAUCCAGGAGACGAAGGGAUCUCCAUAGCAUUGGGUGAAAUCAAGUGCUUUACGAUCGGGCGUUUUUUAAUUUUCCAACGCUUUCUGGUGAGGGAAAAACCGUAGGACACUGGCUGAAUGCUGGUUUUAAAAGGGCACACCGAGUAAUAUGGGAGCAGAAAGAGGUGGGAAGACACAGAGCUGGGAUUAAGAGAAUGCAAAUUACGACGUGCAGAAAAUAACACCAGACCCCCAGGAGUUGAGAGAUUACAUUUUGGGGAUACCACUGGGAAACGGAAUGGAGGUGAAUAUUUUUAUUCUUCUGCUCGGAUUUUUUGGGGUUUUUCUUCGAUUUUAUUCGGCACAGGGCGUCAGGAGAUCUCCGGCAUUGAAAUUUCAGGUGGAUGAUGAUUCCAACAGUCCGGCGUUGAACAGCUUCCUGGAGAAUGUACUUCGUGCUAAGGAUGAAUUAAAAUCAAUCGACAGAACUGUAAAUUCUGGUGGACACUGGGGACGGAGUACCAAGAGACGGCUACUAUGGUCGCAGCGGCCCAGGAGACUAGCUGCGAUAAGAGAUUAUGGCAGUGAUAAAGAUGCUGAUGGAAUUGGGGAUAGGAGUGCAGCAAAUGAGGGGGAUAUUGAGACGAUUCUCGGAGAGUUGGGAUUCUCCGGUGAAAACUCACCAGUCAGGAGUAUUGGGAAGAAUGAGAGGGUUGAAAGGAGACGUUAUCCAAUUUCCGAUUUAACUGGUAGUGGUAUCAUCGAGUACUAUGAUUACGAGGGAGAUGUGGGAAAACGAGACUCGAUGAAUUCUAUCAAUGCCAGUGGUAUUGCUACUCCAGCGAGUGAUCACUUGGAGACGAUGAAGAAAUUCGUGGGGAUUUCCUCAGGUAAUGGGACGGAGGGUACAACCCUUCCGUAUCCUCGACAGGAAUUUCUCAGCGAUGAGGUACAUCCUGGUGAGGAGAGAAAAUUUAUUGUUGACCUCGAUGACCAUGUGGAUGAGAAUCGAGAGGACAGGGACAUGGAGAUAUCCAACGAUCUGGAUACUCUUGGACGUGAGGCACGAUGUCACAGGGAAGAAGAUAACGGCGACAACGGAAUGCUCUUUCAUUCCCAUUUUCUGGAGAUUCAGGAGUUCGAGAUUAUUCCAGCUAGGGCGAGUGGAUCGGGCGAGCCAAACAUACGAUCCCCGAAGGCCUCAAAACCCGGUCAGACAUUCUUCAUUAUAUCACCAGUCAACUCCCCGGAAGAGAAUGGUUCAUCGACAUCUGGAAGUGAUUACCAAGCCCUGAAAGUCACAGACGAUAUGUUCAAGGGUGGAGUUGAGCAGGGAAAUUCCCCGGAUGACUCCAGCAUUCAUUUUCCCGACAGAAAUCAAAUUCAGAAUGACAAACACUGGAAAUUACUCCAGGAUUUGAUUCAACAGGAGGGGGACGAGGACUCGAAAAAUGGGGAGAGCCUUGAAGUAAUUCCCAGUAACAAAGCCCACCCCAUCGAAAUUCACCGCGAGUCCACGAAUAAAGAGGCAGCAGACACAUCGGGACUGAAGAUCUCCAGGAGGAAACGAACCAACGGAGUUGGGCCCAUAAUGCAUCGUGAAUCGGUGGAGCCUUUGGAGGUGUCCUGGGAAGGCUAUGGCGAGGAAAAUCGGAUGGGCCUUGGCAGAGAACUCAUGCAGGCAACUGAGGAUAGCUGUGGACUCUUGACGUGCGAGACGACAUCGUCCCGUGAUUUUUCGAGAAGUGCAACCAGACACCGUGACAUUAACCAGGAUUUCAAAGAAAUCUGGCGUUCAAGGGGACUCAGCUAUCUCCAUGGGAAGAGCCCGCACUUCCACAAGGGGAAACGACGGUUUAUUAAAAAAAUACCGAGUCUGUUUCGUACAUUGGGGAGAGGAAAGCGAGAUAUGGAUGAGCACUCGAGGAAUGAUCACAUGGGGAUCGUCAUCGGGGAUGUAGCUGGAAAAAUAGUUGAUAAGAUUUUUGAACAAGUGGAAAAUAAUGAGCCCCUGAAGAUGAAUCUGGGUCCGGGUUUAAAUCGCCACUCAAAGCCGGGGAUUCAUUCGCCAGGGGAGGUGCUCUCACCUAGUGAUCCAGAAGAGGUAAAACGUACCGAGGAGAUAAUGCGGAAGGUCAUGGAGCUCUUGGGUCAUCUCGUGUCUGAUGAAGUCGACCAUAAGACUUGCAGAAAGUUACCGCCGCAUUUGCAUGAAUUUUUGGUGUGGAUGGUGAGGGAUGAGGAGUUACGCGAGCCCCAGAGGACAACAGCUGUUGUUUAUUCGAAGGCGAAAGAGAGUCUUAAGCCCGAGAAAUUUCCAAGCAGUCAACGGCCCGAGACCCAGACUCCACUGCCUUCUGAUCUUUACAGAAAAGUCAGAUUGCUGAAAGGCCUGAUAAAAGAGUAUUUCACACUGAGCGAAAAGGAACAGACGAAGGUCCAGGCUGUGCACGAUUACCUGGAGAGACAAUUGCACUCACUCCUGAAAUUCAUCGAAUCAAAGGAUAAAGCAAAGCCUCAAUUGCCCAUACCCACGAAAAAACGCUCAACCAUUGCCCUCCACUCCCGACUCCACGGAGAUGACGAUGAAUUGCAGAAUUUUCCCUUGAAACCCGAGGGCUGGACCCGACGACGAAGGCAAGUGGUAAAAAAGCUAAAGAUGAAAAAACACAGGAGUCAUAAUCCAAGGAAAAACAAUCACCCUAAAAAAUCUCACAAUCGGCGAGUCCAUUCCCGGUGGAAACGAUCAAUGCCACCGGUUAAUUACUUGCCCUGGGAGGUGCCUAGAAUUUUUAAUGGCAAUUUAAAGUUCUUGAGUAAUUCGUCUUCAACGGGUGAUGAAGCUCUGAGGAUUCUGUUCGAAGGGACACGACCUAGUGAAUCUGAUGGAUCCACUAAAUCUUCUACGAGAUCCUCCACGCCCGGUACGUCUCCCAAAACAAUUGGCACAGCCCCAAAAAUUCAUCCCCCUGAAUUGAUAACUACCGCAAAAACCACUGCUGUCUCGUUAACGCUCACUGAAAAUUCGGGCAAAGUUAAUAUUAUUGGAAAGGAAGGGGUCACAUCCCGCACUCUAAACAGUCUCGAGAGCAGAAUCAACGUCUUUCCAGUAUCUCCAUAAACUUCUUUCACAAUCUCCAUUCUCCAUAAUUAACUGGUUACCUA
Molecule: messenger RNA, 3336 nt
Organism: Fopius arisanus
Lineage: Eukaryota; Metazoa; Arthropoda; Insecta; Hymenoptera; Braconidae
Exons: 13
Coding region: 470-3292 (940 amino acids)
Source: RefSeq, a predicted model, not a curated record